This is a messenger RNA of Fukomys damarensis (Damara mole-rat), 12916 nucleotides long. RefSeq names its product leucine rich repeat containing 7 (gene Lrrc7). Gene Ontology annotation, cellular component: postsynaptic membrane; postsynaptic density; adherens junction. Gene Ontology annotation, molecular function: protein binding. NCBI's taxonomy places the organism in Eukaryota, Metazoa, Chordata, Mammalia, Rodentia, Bathyergidae. The transcript is spliced from 28 exons. The record is from RefSeq and is a predicted model, not a curated record. Gene Ontology annotation, biological process: neurotransmitter receptor transport, endosome to postsynaptic membrane; neurotransmitter receptor transport postsynaptic membrane to endosome. The coding region runs from base 130 to 4815 and encodes 1561 amino acids.
GAAGCCCUUGUAAAGAAGUCCGUGCAGCCCUUCGGAAGAGGCCCGAGGAGGAGUGAGCCCGCUACAUGAAAAAAAUGCAAGUCAAAGUGGUCACAACCUAGAAGUCUGCAGAGACAGGAAUAACUAGCAAUGCAGUGCCUGGAGAUGAACACAAAACGGAAGAUCAUCGGCCGCCUGGUGCCGUGCCGAUGUUUCCGGGGUGAAGAGGAAAUCAUCUCAGUGCUAGACUACUCCCACUGCAGCCUGCAGCAGGUGCCAAAGGAGGUCUUUAACUUCGAGCGGACCUUAGAGGAGCUUUAUCUGGAUGCCAAUCAAAUCGAAGAGCUACCCAAGCAACUGUUCAACUGUCAAGCUCUACGAAAACUAAGUAUUCCCGAUAAUGACCUUUCAAGCCUGCCAGCCUCCAUCGCUAGUUUAGUUAAUCUUAAAGAACUCGACAUCAGCAAAAAUGGUGUACAAGAAUUUCCAGAAAACAUAAAGUGCUGUAAGUGUUUAACAAUUAUUGAAGCCAGUGUCAAUCCCAUUUCUAAACUCCCGGAUGGCUUCACGCAGCUUCUAAACUUGACCCAGCUCUACCUGAAUGACGCCUUUCUUGAAUUUCUUCCAGCCAAUUUUGGAAGACUUGUCAAGUUGCGGAUCUUGGAGUUAAGAGAAAAUCACUUGAAAACUCUACCAAAGUCAAUGCACAAACUGGCCCAGUUGGAAAGACUUGACCUAGGCAAUAAUGAAUUCGGUGAGCUGCCCGAAGUUCUGGAUCAAAUACAAAAUUUAAGGGAGUUGUGGAUGGAUAGCAAUGCAUUGCAAGUGCUGCCUGGGUCUAUAGGGAAGUUAAAGAUGUUGAUAUACCUGGAUAUGUCGAAAAACAGAAUAGAAACGGUCGACAUGGGCAUUUCUGGAUGCGAAGCUCUUGAGGAUCUGCUCCUGUCGUCCAACAUGUUGCAGCAGUUGCCUGACUCUAUAGGGCUGUUGAAAAAACUGACUACUCUCAAAGUAGAUGACAAUCAACUUACAAUCCUGCCCAAUACCAUCGGAAAUUUAUCGUUACUAGAAGAAUUUGACUGUAGCUGUAACGAACUCGAGUCUCUGCCUGCGACGAUUGGCUACCUUCACAGUCUGCGAACGCUAGCAGUUGAUGAGAACUUCCUCCCAGAACUGCCCCGAGAAAUUGGAAGCUGCAAAAGUGUAACAGUGAUGUCACUUCGCUCCAACAAGCUGGAAUUCCUUCCUGAAGAAAUUGGACAGAUGCAGAAACUGAGAGUUUUAAAUUUAAGUGAUAACAGAUUGAAGAAUUUACCAUUCUCAUUUACCAAACUUAAAGAGCUUGCAGCAUUGUGGCUUUCUGACAAUCAGUCCAAAGCCCUUAUCCCUUUACAAACAGAAGCGCAUCCAGAAACGAAGCAGAGAGUACUGACUAACUACAUGUUUCCCCAGCAACCUCGUGGUGAUGAAGUAACACUUUGGACUCUGGCUGUAGAUUUCCAGUCAGACAGCGACAGCUUCAACCCUACACUGUGGGAGGAGCAGAGACAGCAGCGCAUGACUGUUGCCUUUGAAUUUGAGGAAAAAAAAGAAGACAACGAAAAUGCUGGGAAAGUUAAGGAUCUCUCCUGCCAAGCCCCCUGGGAAAGGGGCCAGCGUGGGAUUACUCUCCAACCUGCCAGACUGUCUGGCGAUUGCUGCACACCAUGGGCCAGGUGUGAUCAGCAGAUCCAAGAUAUGCCCGUCCCCCAGAAUGACCCCCAGCUGGCAUGGGGUUGUAUAAGUGGCCUCCAGCAGGAAAGGAGCUUGUGUACUCAAAUACCAGUGGCAGCGCAGUCCACCACUCUUCCCUCUCUAAGUGGCAGACAGGUUGAAAUAAACCUAAAACGAUAUCCAACUCCUUACCCAGAGGAUUUAAAGAAUAUGGUAAAAUCUGUUCAAAAUCUGGUGGGUAAGCCGAGCCACGGAGCGCGUGUUGAGAAUUCCAAUCCAACAGCCAACACGGAGCAAACUGUGAAAGAAAAAUUUGAACACAAGUGGCCGGUGGCCCCAAAGGAGAUUACAGUGGAGGAUUUGAAUUAUAGACAUUUCAAAUCUGAUUCUUUUGUUCAUCCAGCUAAUGAAAUGAGGAUUGGGGAACUUCACCCUUCAUUAGCUGAGACCCCUCUGUACCCACCCAAACUCGUUCUGCUAGGGAAGGACAAAAAAGAAUCAACUGAUGAGUCUGAAGUUGACAAAACUCACUGUCUGAAUAACAGUGUUUCCUCAGGCACCUACUCAGACUACUCACCCUCCCAGGCGUCCUCAGGAUCCUCUAACACCCGGGUUAAAGUGGGGUCCUUGCAGACAACAGCUAAAGACGCAGUUCAUAAUUCUUUGUGGGGUAACAGGAUCGCACCAUCAUUCCCACAGCCUCUGGACGCAAAGCCCUUACUCAGCCAGCGGGAGGCUGUUCCCACCGGGAAUCUGCCACAGCGACCUGACCGGCUGCCCAUGAGUGACGCUUUCCCUGACAGCUGGACAGAUGGCUCCCACUACGACAACACGGGGUUUGUGGCCGAGGAGCCCACGGCCGAGAAUGCCAGCAGUAACCCUCUGCUGAGCGCCAAGGCAAGGAAUGUGGCUCCUCAUGGACGCAGGCCUCUGAUCAGGCAGGAGAGGAUCGUCGGUGUCCCCCUGGAGCUGGAGCAGUCCACGCACAGACACACGCCAGAAACAGAAGUGCCUCCUCCCAAUCCUUGGCAGAAUUGGACCAGAACCCCUAGUCCGUUUGAAGACAGGACCGCUUUUCCCUCCAAAUUAGAGACGACCCCCACGACCAGCCCCUUGCCCGAAAGGAAAGAACACAUUCUUAAAGAAUCUACAGAAAUACCUAGCCCUUUUUCUCCAGGAGUGCCCUGGGAGUAUCAUGAUUCCAAUUCCAACAGGAGUCUUGGUAAUGUCUUUUCUCAAAUCCACUGCCACCCGGAUUCUUCUAAAGGUGUUCUUUCCAUUAGCAAAAGCACAGAGAGGCUUUCCCCACUUAUGAAGGAUAUAAAGUCCAAUAAAUUCAAAAAGUCGCAGAGUAUCGAUGAGAUUGACAUUGGUACCUACAAGGUUUAUAACAUACCGUUGGAAAACUACGCCCCGGGGAGUGACCACUUAGGAAGCCACGAACGGCCGGACAAGAUGCUGGGCCCGGAGCACGGCCUGCCCAGCAUGUCUCGCAGCCAGUCCGUGCCCAUGCUGGACGACGAGAUGCUCACUUCCGGAAGCAGCAAAGCGGCCCAGCAGCAGAAAGCUUCAAUGACCAAGAAGGUCUACCGGUUUGACCAAAGCUUCAAUCCUCAAGGAGCUGUGGAAGUGAAAGCCGACAAGAGGAUCCCGGCCCCUUUCCAGCACAAUUCCGAGUACGUGCCGCAGCCCAGCAAAAACCUGGCCAAGGAUCUGGUCAGCCCCAGGGCUUACCGGGGCGGCUACCCAGCCAUGGAGCAGAUGUUUUCCUUCUCCCAGCCGUCUGUGAACGAGGACGCCGUGGUGAAUGCCCAGUUCGCCAGCCAGGGCAGCAGGGCGGGCUUCCUGAGGAGGGCCGACUCCCUGGCCAGCUCCACCGAGAUGGCCAUGUUCCGCAGGGUCAGUGAGCCCCACGAGCUGCCCCCCGGCGAUAGGUACGGCAGGCCCGCGUACAGGGGCGGGCUGGAUCGCCAGAGCAGCGUGUCAGUGACUGAGGCCCAGUUCCUCAAGAGGAAUGGCAGGUAUGAAGACGAACACCCUUCAUAUCAAGAAGUGAAAGCUCAGGCGGGAAGUUUUCCCGUUAAAAACCUUACCCAGAGGAGGCCAUUGUCUGCGAGAAGCUACAGUACAGAGAGUUACGGGGCCUCCCAAACCAGGCCAGUUUCAGCUAGGCCGACUAUGGCAGCUCUUUUGGAAAAAAUGCCGUCUGACUAUAACUUGGGUAACUAUGGUGACAAGCCGUCAGAUAACAGUGAUGUAAAGACGAGGCCUACUCCUGUGAAGGGAGAGGAGAGCUGUGGUAAAAUGCCGGCAGACUGGAGACAACAGCUGCUUAGACAUAUAGAAGCUAGAAGGUUAGACAGGAAUGCUGCUUACAAACACAACACAGUUAACCUUGGCAUGCUGCCCUAUGGAGGUAUUUCAGCAAUGCAUGCAGGCAGAAGCAUGACUUUAAACUUGCAGACUAAGUCUAAAUUUGACCAUCAAGAACUACCUCUUCAGAAAACCCCGUCCCAGCAAAGCAACAUUUUAGACAAUGGACAAGAAGAUGUAUCUCCUAGUGGCCAGUGGAAUCCUUACCCACUUGGGAGGCGGGAUGUACCUCCGGACACCGUUACUAAAAAGGCAGGCAGCCACAUCCAGACUUUGAUGGGUUCCCAGAGCCUUCAGCACCGCAGCCGGGAGCAGCAGCCAUAUGAGGGGAACAUAAACAAAGUGACCAUCCAGCAGUUCCAGUCACCAUUGCCCAUUCAGAUCCCCUCCUCACAGGCCACACGGGGACCGCAGCCUGGACGGUGCUUAAUUCAAACUAAAGGGCAACGGAGUAUGGAUGGAUACCCAGAGCAGUUUUGUGUGAGAAUAGAAAAGAACCCUGGCCUUGGAUUUAGCAUCAGUGGCGGAAUUAGUGGACAAGGGAAUCCAUUCAAACCUUCUGACAAGGGUAUCUUUGUUACUAGGGUUCAGCCUGAUGGGCCUGCAUCCAACCUACUACAGCCUGGUGAUAAGAUUCUUCAGGCGAAUGGACACAGUUUUGUACAUAUGGAACAUGAAAAAGCUGUAUUACUACUGAAGAGUUUCCAGAACACAGUAGACCUAGUUAUUCAACGUGAGCUUACUGUCUAAAUAUUUUUUAUAAAUAGUGGAGAUCUGUCUAGCCAGACCUAAUGUUCAAGAAGAAAUUUAUACAUAGAAACAAAUUUUGCCAAUUGCUGGACCAAUGGCAAACAUUAGUGCCAAAUGUAUAUCACUGUAUGUUAGCACUGAUCAUCCUUCAAAAUGUUAACUCUAUAAAUACAGUGUCCAUGUGCUUAUGUACGAGUUUUAAUUGUCAGCCUCUGGCUGUGCAUUGGUGCAGUUUUGUUUCUGUUUUUAUUUUUUAAUCAAAAUCAGUUUCUUCUCCAAGUGGAUUUCAUAUAAUUUCAGAGCACGGAAGCACACACAAGCUCUUUAUGAAUUUUGCUCUCCAUCAGAAACACUGCCUCAAAGUUGUAUAUGCCUUUAUAUAGAAAAUACAAGUAUAAAGAAUUGUAAUUCCCAUAAAAUAUUUCUAGCACAGGUAUAUGUUGGCAUAUAUACAAAAAGAAUAUAGAGAAAAACGAUAUUUUCAUAAACAACAUCUCGGAUUGAGAAAGAAAAUAUAUCUUAAAAUAAGACUUUACUAUAUUGAAUCUUUUUCAAUAAAAAUUACAUGAUAAUGCCUUAUGAAAGUAACUGUACAUAUGGUAUAAAGUGUUUAUAUUUGGUUCCAUAUUCAUUUGCUAAAUUCUCAUAACAGAGUGAAAUAUUUCAUAAAUGAUCCACUUACCUCUGGGACCUGAAUAAAAUAGGAUGAACUAAUUUGUUCAAUAACUGUAGCUAAUUAUAAUACACGAAAAGUUAAGAAAUAGACUAAAAGUCAUUGUAGAUAGGACUUUUUCACCACAAACUCAAGCAGUGAAUGAUGGGUGGCCAGAAAGGUAUUGUUUUCUUUCUUUCAAGUUUGUGUUGAUUAUAAACUGUAGCCCCUGGUAUUUCUUUACUUGCCAGUGUGGAAUUUCUUUGUGUGCUGCUUUCUUUAAUUUGCAGUUGAAGAAAUUUAUCCUUAAGGAAGUCUUGUUGGAAAGUUAUGAUGGGCGAUUUGAACACUUCAAUAUUUAAAUAUGAAACUUCAAAUGUAAUGUCUCAGAGCUGUGGUUGCUUUGUAUUAUUAAUUCCAAUGCCAAUUUUUGUGAAGAGAAAUACAUAAAACAUUUCCCCUCCAAAAGUGUCAAGGUAUAUAACAUUCUGAAUAUUCUCACUAGACAAGCAUAUUUAACGUAGACAUUAUUUACUUUCACACUGGAACUAUUUUUUCUAUGAAUGAUCAAAAUUCAUUUUAUAAUCCUUUAAAAAUAUUUCUUUAUAUACUAUUUGUAAUUUGAUUAAAAUAUUAAUUAGAAAUUCCAGAACAACUCUCCAGAAUUGCCUGUAUGCAUUCUCUCUCACAUUCCGACCUAGGUUAUACAUAUAUAUAUAUAUAUAUCAGAUUUACUUCACAUGCUAUGUUUACAAACAUUCUAUUGGGAUUUUACAAUAGAAUCCCGUAUCGGUGACACCAGAGCUCUGAGAAUAAUAUUUGUAAGUUAAUGUUUUAUGGGGACAUUGGAAUAUUGUAUUUUUAUAGGUUCUGUUAAAAUGAGUGUUGCUUUUAGAGGUACAGUGCUAUUUUUUGGCAUCUAAUUUGUCACUUGAAGGCAAAUGAUACUUCAUUUUAUAGAUGAUGCACUAAUUUUUAUGUUGCUUUGCAUCAGGGUGACUGGAUAUCAUGAUUUAAUAGGCUUUGACAGUUAGCUAGCGAUUAAAUGACUGGCCUGUGUAGUAUAUUUCCCAGAAGUAACUGUUCAGUGCAUUUUCAUAUAUUGAAUGUUUCUGGUGAGAAAUGUCUCUCAGAGCCUAAUUCUCCUUAUCAAAAAGUCAUGCCACACUACUGUAUCCAGAUAUUGUAGGCGGAUCAUCAUUAAGCAGGAGCAAGGCCCUCCCCAGCCUUGCCAAUCAUUUAGAGGAAAAACACACUCCAGAAUGUAGCAUGAGGGCACUGAAACACCUCAACUCAUCACAUCUGUGGUUUAAUUUUUCAUAGGAGGGGUAGGGAAGUAGCCAGAGGUAGGAUCCACCACGUCUCUGUCUUCUGUCAGGUUCCACAGCGACCCCAGAGCAUGAGAAGAUACUCCUGAGGCUCUGAUCUAAGGGGAUCGGGACCCUAGGCCACACCCUUGCCACUCCCCUAUGACAGCAGUGUCUCGGGUGAAUGCUUUAAUAUUUCCUGUUCUGCAGUUCAGCCGUGAGGGAAAGAGGAAAAGGAUCCCUUACCAACUGGAAGAGAAACCCAAUAUGCCAAAGCCCCUCACUGUCAGGUGUACUGCUGUUCUGUCACUGAAGAGAAGCCUGCUUUUUUGUUAAGCUUUCCUGAAUUGAAUCAUUGAUCACUUGAGGGGUAAAAACUAAUUUAUUUUAUGGUUGACUCGAAAUCAACAAUUGAUUUUCAGUAUUGAUUAUUGGGGGGUAUUGGUUUGUUUCCUGAAACUAGAACCUCGUUCAUGUUAAUAAUAACAAAAGAAUAAACGGGCAUGCCUUUAUAAAAAGAGAAACAACAACAAAAAUAAAGAAAGGAAUACAUGACGGCUCCAGUAGACUCAGCCUCUUGGCUUCUAUUGGAAUUUUCCUGCUGAAGAAGCUGUUUAUGCGAGAUGGACUGGUCAGAUGAAAUGAAAGGGACUGAAAAAGCUUCUAGGUGGUAAGACCGAACACUGAAAGUUAUUACCAGAAUCACUGCAGAUCUCGUAAGUCAAAUAGGCCCUAGUUGUAAGCAUUCAAAGAACCAUUUACAAGACUUAUAAUAAAUACUUCGUCACGAAAGCUUUCUUGUGAUAAUCUCAGCACUCUAGGCAACAUAAGACGCCUAAAUGCACAGUAAUUUCAAAAUAUGUGUAUUUCUGACAAGGAAUACUAUUUGCAUCUGGCUAAUUUGUGUCCCAGUUACUUAGAAUUUUAAUGAUGUAGAGCUUGGAUGGGCUCUAUUGUUCUCAACUGUACCUUGAAGUACCACCUUCCGGCUGGAAAACUGCUCUGAAGAGGAGGUAAUCAAUCAACAGUAACUUGUCUUUAAUUUUACAUCACUAAUACAACUGCUCAUUUAAAAGGACUGAAAUAUUUUUUACCAUGUGAGGUAGAGGAGCAAGAUAAUAGAUUUCCAUCUUCAAACAUUAAGUGAAAAAUACUUAAAUAUUUAAAUAUUCAGAUGAUUGGCUAAAGGAAACCAGAGGAAGUGUAUUUGAAAUUAUAAAAUCAAUUUAAUAUUGCCACUAAAAUUUAAAGCUUUGGAAAAAUAGCAUACUCACUACUGUGUCCUUCCAUUGGCUUUUAAUGUGGGUACACAGGUCAAGAAUGCCUAUUCCGACGUCUACUCUUAUCCAAACUAUGACAUAACCAGGUGAAAACUCAUAUUGGUAUAGGACAGCCACCUUAAGUCCUUGUUGUAAAUUCAAGCUGAUGGUACAUCUGACUGGUUCCUCAAAAAUCACAAUAGCAAGUUUACUAAAGCACUGUAUUAAGUGAAGUUAAAAAGUAUACAAAUAGUAAAAUCCAGUAAGUUAAGAUGAUGGCUUACUUAUCUAGAAUAAAGAAAAGCAAGGCAAGGUUCUAGUCAAGUUGCUCUCACAGCCAUGCUAAAUUUCUCUGAGCCCAGUGAAAUACUCAGAUACUGUGUUAGCGAUGUGCCCUUCCUACAGUUGUAGCUACCUGAUCAGCUGGGAUUUGGGAAAAAGUUUCCAGAUUCAAAAUCACUUGUACAACUUGUUCUCCUUGGCAGUAUAAUUUCUUUUGAUUAAGAAUGCAUCGUGCUUUUCUCAGAAUAUUUCCCAUCAUCCUCCCCACCCCAGAGUAGACAUGGCAAGAAAAUAGGGCUUGGCUGUGGACCGUGGGCGUGGACCAUGGAGAGCAUGUCGGUUAGCACUGUAGAUACCCCAUUGGCCUUGCUGUCACCCUUUCAGCUCCAUUUUGAUGGAAACCAUUCAGAGAACACAUUCUCCCACACACCCCAAUGCAUGUAACCAAGCUAGAUGACAUGGAGUUUUCCAGUUCCGUCCUGAAACUUGCGAGACCAACCUCUUUUCAUUGUUACUCUGCCUACUCAAAGUCCCUCUGGCUCCCAUGCCUUUCAGAGGCCACGGAUUUCUUUCAGGAGCGGUGGCAUUAACCAAAACUCCAGUGCCACUGACAACAAAAAUGAAACUUACAGGCAAGGCCUGAGGGUGGCAAUGCCUUAAGAGAACUCUUGUUUCCAUUUUUUUUAAUUAUUUUUUUCUCUUUUUUACAUGUUGGAUUUUGCCAUCUUAAGGGACUUUGUUUCUCUGAGCCCGCUAGAAUCAAAUCGUAAAAUUCUUCUCUUCCGAGUGCCACCAAAAUGCGCUGUGACCAGUGCCUCCUGCAGACUGGCAGGGAGCUCAGGCGUCCCAGGCACGAUGUUAGAAGGAGCUGCCCAGAAGUGCAGAGACAGGAGCAGCGGCUCGUCCUCGCACACAGGCUGGCCUGUCUUCCUUCACUCUCGCACGCCUGCACAGAGAAUGUUCUGGGAACUCUCCUGAGAGGACAAAAAAGGCACGGCUUCCCCUUUGGAAAAAUCAGUUCUGAAACGGGGGUGGGGAGCAGAGCCUCAGUUUUGAAGGAACAUAAAGUGAAAAUACAGGAAUACUGCAUCCCCUGGGUUUUAGCUGUGAUUAUUUUGAAUUGCUCUGAGAGCAGUUCUGUGAGAAAUAAGGAGAAAGGGGAAAUGAUUUACUGGUUGCAAUUUUUAAGGCAUUUCUUCAGCUAAUCAGUUUCUCCGGUUGGAUUCUGUGUAGGUCCACCAGCCCAUGCUCUUUGUGACAGCACGUUAAAUGCGAGCAAGGUUUUUUUUUAAAAAAUGACCUGGAUUUAAUGCAGUCCCACAAUAAGUGGGUAUUUCUUCAUGAAUUUCUCCCAAAAUCGACCAUCUAACACACCUUUUGGGGGCCUAAUUGCGUUCAUGGCAGCGCCUCAGAAAGCAGAAAGUUGUGACAUUUGGGCAGCAUUUAAAUAGCAAGAAAAUAGUCCAUUUCUGUGACUUGUUAGGCAGGCAUUGGAAGCAACAUUGGCCUGACUCAGAGAAAAAGCCAUGGGUCAAAUUUUCACAAGUGUAAGUUUUAUACCUAGCAUUGUUUCCUUUUUUAAAAAAAUCUUAUUUUCAUCAUUUAGAUUAGUCUCAUUCUCAAUGGGUAUACGAAUUGGUGCUAAGGAAAAAAGUUAAAUGAAUCCUCCACUAUUUGCCUAGUUUUGAAAGUAUUUUUUGUCAGUGUUGUACAAGUGUAUUGUUUGUGCUAUGGUGUUUCUUUUUUUUUUCUUUCCUUUUUCUAAAUAAAAUGAGGAGUAAGCAGCCUAAAAGAUAGCCAGGUAUCUCUACACCUGGAGUGAAAUAUCUCUACACGGACUUCACUUUCAUCAGCCAAUGCAUGUAUUUUCUCUGCAGGAAAACAAGUAGCAUAGCUGCAGCUCAGAAGCCUAAGGUAUGUUCUUCAUAAAUUGACAACAUUUGGAGACAUUUCAUUGAAAAGUAUUACAAAAAUAUUCAUCGCAGUGAUACGAAUACUCUAAUAAGAUAUUUGUUGGGCAUCAACUGCACACCAGGCACUGCAAGAAAUAAAAUGUAGUCUCCUCGGCACAGACUCUCAAUGGAGGGGAAAGAGAAGUACGAUGCAGUGUGGUGAGUCCCUUUGUCCCUGUGCAAAUGGAGACAGCAUCCUUAGCUUGUCGCGUAUUCGUGGGUUUGAACAUGGUGACCCAUUUGGAGCGGCCAGCUGGGUUCCGUGACCCAUAGGAGGUCACUUAGAUGCUUGGCAGUGUGAAGCAAACACUGGAGAACUGAGACAUGCCAGAGUGAACACCUUGCUGGAUGAGGUCAGUGGAAAGCAGGACCCUUGGGUCGCUGCAAGAGGGGCUGUGGUUUUGUCAGUUUGUGAAUGAAGAAGCGUGUCCCUUAGUCUGGUCCAGCCCUGUUCCUAUAAACCCUGACAGGAAGAGAGAAGGCAACAGUAGUCAGCACUUGAACAGACAAGAGGUUCUUAAUUGAAAAAAAAAAUCCUUCUGUGCUGAGAGGUCACCAAAGGUCCCUCCUGUGAUCCUGCAACUCAGCAGGCUGCCUUUCAUAUUUCUGUGCGAUAAAGAAUAUCUUUCCCCCACACGAUGGUCAGUCGACCCCAUGAAAAUACUGCUUCUGUGAGGUUGGGUCUCAGAUCCACAUGGACAGCUGCUUCCUCUUCCAAGGCAGGUAUCAUCCUCUGAGUCUAGGGUUGUUUUUCUUCCCCCUUCAAGGGCAUCUUCUUCCCUGAGCACCUGCAGCCUCUGCCCACACCCCAAAGUUCCAGAAUCGUAUGCAGGCUUCGGGGUCCAGCUCAGACAGCACUACAACCACAAAACCGUCCCUGGCCCUGGUGGGAAGGAAUCUCUCCUCUGGGUACUGCAGCAUCUUGUACAUGUUGCAGGAUCCUUGCCCUCUGCUGAGAUCGCAGCCACUUUUCGUUUCCUCUCAACUGAGAGAGGAUCCGGCAGUCCUCAGCAGAGCCCUUGAACAGAAGGCUCCGGCUGACACAUCUGCUUCUGCUUGCCCUGUAGCCUUAAUUCCCUGGUGUCAGAAGCAUAGCAGGUUCUCCGUGAAUACUUGUGAAAUGAUUAAACAGAUGACAGGCCGGGCCCAUCAGUGCACUGCUUAAGUAUUGAGAGAAAUAGGGAGUUCACGUGCAACUUGCACAGUUAAGCCGCCAACCUCUUACCUUCUCAUUUCACUCACCAUUGUCAGUGUUGUAAAAAAAGAAAGAAGCAUCUCAACUUGAUUUUCUUCUCCUUGCAAGGAUUUCUUCUAAAAGCUUUUGGACCUUUUGUGCCAUUUUGGUGGUUAUGUUUAACUUCCCUUUUAUGUGUUCUGAAGACCUUAACACUGUCCAAAACUUUUAAGAUGUGGCUUUUCCUCGUUUAAUCAAAGCAUACCAUGUUUAGACUUCUGAUUUAUUUGGGUCUUACCUGUCUGCUGGGAAGAAGUCGUGCGAAUCAUUGUCAGGAAAAUGUCCCAGAAAAUGAAUGUGUGGCAUCGAACGCAGAGCCGUGGUUUCAGUGUCUAGAGAUCAUCAUCCUCCUCCGUCGUUUUGCCAGGGCCCUCGAGGCCCUGUGGUGCCCCGAACAGGAACUAAGGAAAGGGCAGAACAGGGCUGACUCUGGCUUUGGGCUGUUUCUAAAAUUUCUUCCACCUGUCCACUGUGGCUUUGCAACUUGGUAGAUUCCUUGGCCUGCGCUCUUUGUACAGUUUGGAGGUAGGAAGACUAACAGUAUCAAGAAAGAAAUAGAGGUAGGAUAGUUGAGAGCCCUUUCAGUUCUGAGCUGUAACUGCUGCCUUGUGCUGCCCAUAAGAGGAAAAAAGUCUGUCCAUAGCCUUCAGCCACAGUUCAGGGGCACAGUGUAGACAAGCUACAAUCGGGUAGCAUGUGCAAGACCCUGGGUUCGAGCCCCAGCACCAAAAAGAAAAGAAUUAGUUUAAUUGACUAUCCAGCUAGACUACAAAAAUUCAAGGUUACCUCGAUAAAAAUCACAUUCUCCUCCCCAAAUUUUUAGGGAUCAGAAUCUGGCCUGCUGCUCUUGAAGCAGAAAGGAAAUUUUCUGGUUAUGCCGCUGUGGCUUCACUAGGUCCGUCCUUGUAGGGACCAGAAUGCAGAUCCCAGCAGCUUGAUGGAAGAAUGAUGUCUCAGUGGGGUCAGCUCCUAACCACAGUCCCUCUUUUACCUUGGGGAACCAUGAUUUUCUGCAAAAUAAAACAUUUCUGUCUUAACUUUCUCUCAAAAAUACUUGCCACAUUUUGAGUGACUAUUUGCCACCUAUGCUUAGGCUGCAAAUACUCAUUUCUCCCAUCCUGCCCCCCUCUUUUAAGUUGUUUUUGUAAGUAGAACCUACUCGGUCUCCGUUUUGGUUACUUCAGUCUUCUUCUCAUGGAGCUUUUGUCUUAGAAAGCUUUAGAGGUCAUGAGAUGACCUUGAAGGGGUAGGUGGCAGAGGGAUCCCUGGAAGGCCACUUGGACACAAAUGACAAAAGAAGAAUGCCAGUAUGUGAAAAAUGCUGUGGAGAGGUUAAAUACGAAGACAGUGGUAAGAGCCAGGGAUUUAACUCAGUGGUUCUGACACCUGCCUCGCAAGCACAAGGUCCUGAGUUC